Molecule: messenger RNA, 1710 nt
Organism: Panicum virgatum (switchgrass)
Lineage: Eukaryota; Viridiplantae; Streptophyta; Magnoliopsida; Poales; Poaceae
Exons: 2
Coding region: 62-1282 (406 amino acids)
Molecular function (GO): protein binding
Source: RefSeq, a predicted model, not a curated record
CAAGACCCCAACGGCCUGUCGGCCUCCCAGACCCGCUCCUCUCUCCCGCCGCCGGCACGACAUGGCCUCGCCGGCGCUCACCGACGACCUCCUGUCGGACAUCUUCCUCCGCCUCCCGGAGCCGGCCGACCUCGUCCGCACCUCGGCCGCCUGCGUCCCGUUCCGCCGCCUCGUCACGGACCGCGCGUUCCUCCGCCGGUUCCGCGCGCUCCACCCCGCGCCGCUCCUCGGCUUCCUCGACCACAACGGCUUCCACCCGGCGCUCCCGCCCCACGCCGCCGCGCCCGCGGCUCGCGCCGUCAACCUCGCCGCGGAUUUCUCCUUCUCGUUCCUCCCCUCCUCCUCCGCGGGCCGCGGCUGGGUCCUCCGCGACGUCCGCGACGGCCGCGUCCUCCUCGACCGCGCCCCCGAGGACGGCGCCGGAGACGACCCGUCGGUCUUCACGGAGAUAGCGGUGUGCGACCCCUUGCACCGGCGGUGCGUCCUGCUCCCCGCAAUCCCCGACGACCUGGCCGCCACCGUGGACCAGCCGCUCCGCGUGGAGUUCGACCGCUGGUCCGAGCCCUUCCUCGCCCCCGGCGGCCGCGGGGACCCCGAGGACGAGACGUCGUUCGGGGUGAUCUGGAUGGCGCAGUGCAGAGCCAAGCUGGUCGCCUUCGCCUUCUCCUCCAGCUCCGGGCAGUGGCGAGCCGUCGCGUCGCUGGCCUGGCGCGAUCUGAUGUCCGGCGUGGGCGCGUCCUCAAGGAGCCCUGCGUUCUCCGGGCGUCAAUACGCCCGCGGCUGCUUCUAUUGGGUGAUGGAUUGGAGGGACAAGCUGCUCGUGCUUGACACGAGGACGAUGGAGUUCUCCAUUGCUGACCUCCCAUCGGGCUGCCACAGGCGACAGAUCGCCAUUGUGGAGGCAGCGGAAGGCAGGGUUGGGAUGUUUGCGCUCCGUGACCACGUUGCAGACGGCGCGGUUAGUCUCUAUUAUACUGUAAGGCAAGACGAUGCCGAUGGUUCUAGCCAUUGGCAGAUGGAGAAGACAACCCCAUUGGAUCCUGAGUUCCGGCAUUACAUCAGGGGUGCAAUGGAGAGGUACAUACUCCUGCUAAGGUUUCCUGAACAUCUGAGCUCAGCAGGUGUGCAUGCAAGUUCAUCCGCGGAGAUGGAAGACUUGGAAUGUUUUUCGAUGGACGUCAGGACCUUUCAGCUUCAGAGGGUGUGUCAAUUGAACCAUCACAUUCUACGUGCCUACAUAUAUACCAACUUUCCUCCAUUGCUGUCUCCACAGAGUAUCUAAAGUGCUUUCUGGGGGGGACAUGGUCGGAGCAACAUUCUAGUUCUCAAGGCUCAGAACAGUUGAGGUGUGAGCUUGCUUUAUGAACUGUUAGAUGGUGUCCCAGAUUUCCAUAUUCUCAUGGCCCUCACAGCAGCUGUCGCCAUGUUGAUUUGGUCAUAGUGAUGUUGUAGUAAGAAACAUCCGACUGUAGUAUACUGCAUUUGUACCGAACUACCGAUUAUAGUUAGUGCAGCUAGUAUUGUGCUUCUGCAUAAGUAAACAGUCGUGGGAUUGAGUUGAUGCUGCAAUCAGACUGUCUAAGCAUAUCUGCGAUAUUUGUGUGCAGUAUGUAUCUGAAUUCCGAAAUGCCCUAACAAUUUAUCUGUAUUUGAUGAUAAUAGUAUGUGGGUACUACUUAAUUAUACGGAGACAUCUUUGUUUACCUCUUA